Molecule: messenger RNA, 81 nt
Organism: Spirodela intermedia
Lineage: Eukaryota; Viridiplantae; Streptophyta; Magnoliopsida; Alismatales; Araceae
Source: the annotation of a GenBank genome assembly
AUGAAGGUUAGGUGGUGGUCGGUCGCGAUACAGGCGGCAGAGGUGACAGACGGCGGCGGUACAGGCGGCAGCUGCGAUUGA